This is a messenger RNA of Myotis daubentonii (Daubenton's bat), 5455 nucleotides long. It is a transcript of the gene ZNF496, whose product is annotated as zinc finger protein 496. Gene Ontology annotation, molecular function: DNA-binding transcription factor activity, RNA polymerase II-specific; RNA polymerase II cis-regulatory region sequence-specific DNA binding. The coding region runs from base 280 to 1950 and encodes 556 amino acids. The transcript is spliced from 10 exons. Gene Ontology annotation, biological process: regulation of transcription by RNA polymerase II. The record is from RefSeq and is a predicted model, not a curated record. NCBI's taxonomy places the organism in Eukaryota, Metazoa, Chordata, Mammalia, Chiroptera, Vespertilionidae.
AGUCGGGCCCAGCAGAGAGCCCGCCUCGGGAAGGACACCGGGAGGCGGGCUGGGAAGGAUGAGGAACGGCUGUGGAGACUAACGCCGCAGCAGGAGCCAUUUAAGUUAGACGCCGGGAAGGAGUUCCAGACGGUGUGAGGUCUCAAGGGCAGGAACGGUGACUUUGGCUCAGAAAUCCCAAGAUAGCAGCCUGCUUAGCUCGGCCCUCUUGGGUUUUCUCCAGGAGGAUCUGGCCACCGAAGGGUCGUCUUCUGCUGCUGACCCCCAUCAAAUCCCAUCAUGCCCACAGCCCUGUGUCCCCGAGUCUUGGCUCCGAAGGAAAGUGAGGAGCCCAGGAAAAUGAGGAGCCCACCGGGAGAGAGCCCUGGACCCCAGGGCGAGCCUCCCAGCCCCGAAUCUUCCCGACGCCUCUUCCGCCGGUUCCGCUACCAGGAGGCGGCGGGCCCCCGUGAGGCUCUACAGCGCCUCUGGGACCUGUGCCGGGGCUGGCUGUGCCCCGAGCGGCACAGCAAGGAGCAGAUCCUGGAGUUGCUGGUGCUGGAGCAAUUCCUAGCCAUCCUGCCUCGUGAGAUCCAGGGCUGGGUGCGUGCCCAGGAGCCGGAGAGCGGAGAGCAGGCUGUGGCUGCUGUGGAGGCACUAGAAAGGGAGCCAGGGAGACCCUGGCAGUGGCUCAAGCACUGUGAGGACCCCGUGGUGAUUGACGAUGGGGAUGGCCCUCUGGACCAGGAGCAGGAGCGGCUGCCAGCAGAGGCCCAGAGCCACCUUGCAAAGAGCCAGGAAGCCCAGCCAGUGGCCCUGCCCCAGGGCCCUGGGCUCCCAAGCAGACUGCCAGGCCAGCUCAGCGGGGACCCAGUUCCUCAGGACCCAUCCCUCCUUCAGGAAGUGAGCAUGAGGGAUGGACAGCAGAUGACCUCUCUCCAGCUGCCCCUGAAACGGGUUUCUCCUUUCGAGGACAUGAUCUUCUGUUUCUCGGAAGAGGACUGGUCCCUUCUAGACCCUGCCCAGACUGGCUUCUACGGGGAGUUCAUCAUUGGAGAGGACUGUGGGGUUUCGCUGCCUCCAAGUGACCCAGCAGCCCAGCAGGACCUCUCCCAGGGUGAGGAGAACGAGCCAUGUGUUCCCGAGCUGCAGGACCUCCAGGGCAAGGGUGCUACCCAGGUCUCCUACUUGGACUUUCCAAGUCUCCAGCCAUUCCAGGCCGAAGAAAGAGGAAAACAGGAUGAGCUACAGGGACCAGAGUCCCAGGCCUGCGAGCAGACGACACUUGCUCAGAGCACCUGCCCAGCUGGAGAUGACCCACCGCCCCCUAAGAACAGCCUGGAUGAGGAGGUGACCAUCGAGAUCGUCCUAUCCAGCUCUGGGGAUGAAGACUCCCAACUGGGCCCCUACUGCACAAAUGAGACACGGAGCCCCUUGGGGAAGCAAAACGGCACCCCCAUGCCUCAGCAGAAUGGCCUGUCUGUGGGGGGCGAGGUGCACACCUCUGGGAAGUCCUAUGUGUGCCCCAACUGCGGCAAGGUCUUCCGCUGGAGGGUCAAUUUCAUCCGACACCUGCGCAGCCGCAGGGAGCAGGAGAAGCUGCACGAGUGCUCGGUAUGUGGGGAGCUGUUCAGUGACAGCGAGGACCUGGACGGGCACCUGGAAGCCCACGAGGCCCGGAAACCUUUCCGGUGCGGCGCCUGCGGGAAGAGCUUCCGCCUCAACUCGCACCUGCUCUGCCACAGGCGGGUCCACCUGCCGCCCACCGGGCCCCUGCCGGUGAUUGCGAGCGAGCAGGGGGCGGCAGAGUCCACAGGUGGGGGGCCUGAUGCAUCGCUGGCUGAGGGCCGGGCCCGGCUGAGCAUCCAGUGCUGUGACUGCGGGAAGCUGUUCCAGCGACCGGAACACCUGGCGAGGCACCGCAGCAGUGUGCACGGUGGAUGUUCUCAUGCAUCGGCCUUCAAAUCCUAAACAUUUGUAACCACAGACAACCCCCCUACUCCACCCUAAAGAACAUCUUUGGAGACAUCCUUCUUCACCCUCAGGGAAUUAGCCUGGUUUUGGUUGGUUGUUGCAGGUGAUGGGGCUGGAUGCCAAGUGAUUUUAGAGACCCUGUCUGUACCCAAUUUCCUCUGUCUACAACAGAGAGUAUCCAUUUCUUCUACUUGUUUUAGGAGACUCAUAAAAGUCUAAAGUGAAUGGAGCCUGUCCAGUGUGUCUCAGUGGUUGAGCAUCGACCAGUGAACCAGGAGGUCACCAUUCGAUUCCUGGUCAGGGCACAUACCUGGGUUGUGGGCUUGAUCCCCAGUAGGGGACGUGCAGGAGGCAGCCAAUCGAUGAUUCUCUCAUCAUUGAUGUUUCUAUCCCUCUCUCCCUCUCCCUUCCUCUCUGAAAUAAAUAAAAAUACAUUAAAAUAAUAAUAGUAAAUUAAAAAAUAAAGUGAAUGGAAGUGCGAGGAAUGGUGUGAAACACUAGACUGUAGUCAUUAAACACCUGCUUUAGAUGAACAUCUCAUGAGGCCACAGGAAGUGGCAAUGCUGCAGUUCCCAUCCAUGAUUAACUUCCUCAGUUUGUAGUAAACUUGUGUUCUAAUCCCGAGAAGUGGAGCUGACAGUAGAUACCUGGUCUUCAACAGCAGUCACCCAUCAUGUUUUCUCCAGUCCACAGCUGUGGGAACACCCACAGAGUUGGGUUUUAGAAUUGUAGUACCUUCAAGUGUCUUUUGGAUGGUUUAUGUUUGCAAAUUCUUCAUUGUCUAAAAAAGAGAAAUAUAUUGAGCACAUCAAUUUACUUGGCUGUAUUCACCAAAACUUUAAUACGAUUGGAGCACUUUUCCAUGAGGCCCACUUUUUGUGGGCAUGGAAUCUUCCUGAUGCCACAUUGCAAACAACUCUCAGCAAAGUGGCACACUCACAAGAAAGGCAGGCUCCUACACCCCAAGGAGAUAAGAGUCAGGUAACUGUUUCUAGCCUCUCGUUUUGAAGCAAAUCAAGUGCAGAGGCUCAUAAAACGUGAAGUAAUUUAGGCCAAGGUACGUGUAUCUGACCCAUUUUCCCCCUCCCAGGCAACAGGCCUUCUCAUGCAUUUCUUUUCUUUUUCUUUUUCUUUUAGUUAUAUGUUUUUAUUGAUUUCAGAGAGAGGAAAGGAGAGAUAGAGAUAGAAACAUCAAUGAUGAGAGAGAACUGUUGAUCCACUGCCUCCUGCAUGCCCCCCUAAUGGGAAUCGAGCCCACAGCCCAGGCAUGUGCCCUGGCGGGGAAUUGAUCCCUGAUACCCUGUUCAUGGGUUUACCCUCAACCCCUGAGCUACACUGGCCAGGCUUCUCAUGCAUUUCUAAUCAUCACAUAGUUUAUCCACAAAAUCUGGGAGCCUGUCUCCCAAGCCCUUCCACAUAGCUCUCAGCACAGAAGCACAUUAUAAAAAGUCAAGAUUCAAGGAAGGAGGUUUUUACAAAAAGCAAUUUGCCUCAUGCAAUUUUCUGGUGAGCCAGAAAGCAUUAGAACGUGAGGCUUGUGAGCACCUGGGUCAAGGUCCAGAUAUCAUGACUCCAGGGUUGAUCAGCUGAGUAAUGCAGGACCAUUCAGACCAGUGGCCACGGCUCCUGUGUGCCCUUCCUGUGAUUCCCUCCUCCUUGAGUAGCGACGAAGACCCCAAGAGUUUCAUAGGCUUCACUCUUAGGAACAAAUCCCAUGUUAUAGCAAAUAACCUUGGGAGAGAGAACAUUCAUUCAAAAUUUCUGAGAACCUAUUAUAAGCAGGCAGUAGUAAUAAUCACAACCUGCAUAUAAAAUUAAAUUGAGCCCAGCCAGUGUGGCUCAGUGGUUGAGCAUUGACCUAUGAACCAGGAGGUCACAGUUCAAUACACCCACAUGCCCAGGUUGCGGCUCAAUCCUUAGUAGGAGUAGUGCAGGAGGCAGCCGAUCGAUGAUUAUCUUUCAUCGAUGUUUCUAUCUCUCUCUCCCUCUCCCUUCCUCUCUCUAAAGUCAAUAAAAAACAUUUUAAAAAACAAAAUAAGAUUGAAACAUGGCCCCAGGGAGAGGAAGAGAAGACACUGGGAAACUGGUUGGGGAUGAAGGCACGUGCAGUGUGUUGAGUUGUGUACCACCCCCCUCCCAAAGAUAAGUCCAUGUCCUAACCUCUAGAACCUAUGGAUGUGACCUUAUUUGGAAAAAGAGCCUUUUCAGAUGUGAUCCAGUUAAAGAUCUUGAGAAUAGAUCACCCUGGAUUACCUGGGUGAGCCUUAAGUCCCAUGAAAGAUGUCCUUCUAAGAUGAGUAAACAUGACAGAAGAGAGGAUAUACAAGAGAUAGCCAUAUGAAGAUGGAGGCAGACUACAGUGGCAUGAUCAUAAGCUGAGGGUCUGCUGGUGCCAACAAAGCUGGAGAAGGCAACGAGGCAUCUGUCCCUACUGCCUUAAAUACCUUGAUUUCAUGUUUCUGGCCUUCAGAACUAUGAGAGAAUACAUUUUUGUUGUUUUGAGCCACCAAGUUUGUAGCAAUUUGUCACAUCAGCUUCUGGUAGUGCCAGGCAUCCCAGAGCUUGUGGCCACAUUAUUCCAAACUCUGCCUCUGUCUUCAUAUGACACUUCUCUGUGUCUUAGAAACACACAUCAUUGGAAUUAGAGCCAACCCAAGCAAUCCUGAUGAUCACAUCUAAAAAUCCUUAACUUAAUUACAUCUGCAAAGACCCUUCUUCCAAUUAAGGUGACAAUCAGAGGUUCCAAUGAACAGAUCUUCAUGGGGGCCCCAUUCAAUUCACUACAAUGAUUAUCAAGGAUCUGAUCCUUUCAAGGGAGGAAUAACAUCAAAACCAGCCAGAUGAUCAAUAAUCUAGGACUCUGGCAAAUCAAAGCUGCCCUUGACAUUCAUUCUCCCUCAGGAAAUAAUUCUCUCAGUCAAAAAUUCCUGUUAACCUGAAAGAGACACAGUGAGUUACCUGAAGUCCUCCUUGACAGGUAGGGACCAUUUGGUUAACAUUUUGUCUGAGAUCAGAGAUAAUUAGAGGAAAGAAUGCAAGAUUUCUGGCAGUGGGCCAGGAUUGGAGGAGAGACAGGGAAAUACCUCAGUGUAUACCUCAGGAUUCUCCAGAGAAAUGGGACCAAAAGCAUGUGUAUGUAUACAGAAAGAGAUUGAUUCCAAGGAAUUUGCUCACAUGAUUGUGGGGGCUGGCAAGUCUAAAAUCUAUAGGCAAGCCUUGGCCAGGUAGCUCACUUGGUUGGAGUGUCCUCCCAGUACACCAAAGUUGUGGAUUUGAUUUCCAGUCAGGGCACAUAUAAGAAUCAACCAAUGAGCCAUGGCUGGUGUGCUCAGUGAUUAGUGUUGGCCUGUGUAUCAAAGGGUAGCAGGUUUGAUUCCUGGUCAAGAGCAUGUACCUGGUUGCAGGUUCAAUCCCCAGCCCCGGUUGGGUUGCAUGUGAGAGGCAACGAAUCAAUGUGUUCUCUCUCUCCCUCUCUCUGUCUCUAUCUCUCUCCCUCCCUCUC